AUGGCUGAAGCAAUCCUCUGCGGAGUUAUACAGACCAUAAUGGAAAAUUUGGGCUCUGCGGCUUUUGAAAAUUUUGGACCACUGUGGAAUGUUAAAGAUGACAUUGAAAGCAUCCAGAACACAGUGUCCAGAAUACAAGCUGUCCUUCUGGACGCAGUGGAGCAGCCGAACCGCAACCAUCAAGACAGGGACUGGCUCGAAAAGCUCAAGGACGCUUUUUACGAUGCAGAUGACUUGUUGGGUGAGUAUAAGUUCCACAUUGAAUUAGAUUUGCAGCAAGAAGAGACUAGUGGGAAUACUGCAGGAAAGGUACGCAAUUUAUUUAGAAGUAUCCCACUUGUUUUUAGAAAUCGUAAGAUGAGUCUUAGAAUAAACGAAUUGAGGCAGAAUCUAAGUGCAAUGGCGCAAGAUAGAAAUAACUUUCAUUUUAAUGAGGGCCAUGUGAAGCCUCAAGUGAGUCUGAACAGGGAGACUAUCCCAUGUUUACCGAAUAAAGAAUUUAUUGGGAGAGAUGAUGAUAGUAAUGCCAUCAUAAAACUUUUAUUGGAGCCUAAUAAUGAUAACGUAUCCGUCAUUGCUAUUGAGGGAAUUGGGGGGAUAGGCAAGACCGCACUUGCACAAAAUGUAUACAAUCAUGAAAAGGUCGAUGCACAUUUUGAGUUAAAAAUAUGGGUGUGGGUCUCAGAUGUCUUCAAGGUGACAACAAUUGCUGAAAAACUAAUAAAUGGUAUUGAUAAAGAUGAUAGCAUGGAACUAAUGCGAAACAAACGUCGUAAGUUAAAUCCUGGAGUCCUCAUGGGUCAAGUCCACAACAUGGAUCCAUUGAGGGAACUAGUUAACAAAAUUUAUCAAAAGAAAUUUUUACUUGUGUUGGAUGAUAUGUGGAAUGAAAAUUAUAAAAACUGGAAUGACUUUUUUAGCCUUUUAAUCGGUGGUGCAAAGGGAAGUAAGAUUGUAAUAACUACACGAGUCAAAUUGGUUGCAGAGAUUACACGUCCUGUUUCAACAUAUGCUCUUAAUGGUCUUUCUGAAGACCAUUCUUGGUCUUUAUUUGAGAAAAUAGCAUUUAGAAACAGGCAAGAGACCAACAACACAAAACUAGUAGAAAUUGGAAGGGAGAUUGUAGGCAGAUGUCAAGGAGUACCCCUUGCAAUAGAGUCCAUUGGAAAUGCAUUAUACUUUGAGAAAAAAGACGGGUGGUUAAAGAUCAAGGAUAAGGUACAGGAAAAUGUAAUUGAACUAGGGGGUGGUAAUACCUUUUCAAUUCUAAGGUUGAGUUAUGAUCAUCUUCCAUCAUAUAUUAAAGGUUGUUUUGGCUUUUGUUCUUUGUUUCCUAAAUCUUACAAGAUUGAUAGGAUGACAUUGAUUCAACUAUGGAUGGCACAUGGGUUAAUCCAAUUGCCAAAUAAUAUAGGGCAAUUAGAAGAUGCUGCAGAUGAGUGCAUUAAGAAUCUACUUUGUAGGUCAUUUUUUUAUCAAGUUUAUUCUUAUGGACUUACAUACAAGAUGCAUGAUUUAUAUCAUGAUCUUGCACUAUCAAUUGCAGGGACUGACUGUAGACUUGACUAUUUGGAUGAAAAAACUCAUCAUGUAUCAUUUUCUAGUGCCUCAUCUUUUACUAAAACUUUAAGUUUGGUUAAAGUAAGCAACAAGCUACGUACAAUUCUUUUCACACAUGGUGAGUAUGGAUCUAGUGCCAUGGAUGAGUCAACAUUGAUUACACUAAUUGAGAGUUUCCCAAGGUUGCGUGCAUUAGAUUUACAUGCAUUGAAUAUUAAAAUAAUGCCAAAUUCCACAGGGAAGUUAAUACAUUUGAGGUACUUAGAUUUUUCUUUUAAUCCUAUUGAAACUCUUUCUGAUUCUAUUACUACAUUGUUGAAUUUGCAUACACUAAAACUUCAAAAAUGUUGGAAUCUUGAACAAUUGCCUAGGGACAUCACAAAAUUGGUUAGCCUCAGGCACCUUGAUGAUAAGGGUUGUUUUAAGUUGAGAUUGCCUCAAGGAUUACGAAAACUGAUUGGUCUUCAGUCAUUACCAUUAUUCAUUGCGAGAAAUAAUGGUGGACUAGGCAAUUUGAAUGGGCUAAACAACCUCAGAGGAACACUUGAGAUCCAAAUUUCAGAACAAUCGGAAGAUGCUAACUCAGAUUCUGAGAUCAAAUAUUUAAGGGAAAAGCAACAUCUUGAGAAACUGGAAUUAACAUGGGCUCACCAAGAAGGACAUGAUGAGAUGUUAUUAGAUAGCCUCCAGCCACAUCCAAAUCUCAAAAUUUUGGAAGUGUGGGAUUACUCUGGUGUGACAUUUUCAAGUUGGCUUUCUUCCAUCAAAAAUCUUGUUAAAAUCACUUUAAGGAGAUGUGACAGUUGCAACCACCUGCCACCAUUGUCUGAACUCCCAUUUCUAGAAAGCUUAUGGCUUGAUGAAAUGAAAGAUUUGGAAUUUGAAAACAUUGCCUCGGUGGAUUGGGAAUCUUAUCUCACUUAA
Molecule: messenger RNA, 2484 nt
Organism: Quercus lobata
Lineage: Eukaryota; Viridiplantae; Streptophyta; Magnoliopsida; Fagales; Fagaceae
Product: putative disease resistance protein RGA3
Exons: 1
Coding region: 1-2484 (827 amino acids)
Molecular function (GO): protein binding; ADP binding
Source: RefSeq, a predicted model, not a curated record